AUGCACAAAAUACAAGAGUUUGGCAUAGAGUUCAACAAACUCACUGGUCAAAUUCCGGCAGUUUUGUUCAUGAGCUGGCCGGAGCUCAUAGCAUUCCAAGCGCAGCGAAACUCGUUCACUGGGAAGAUUCCGCCAGAGCUAGGCAAGGCAACCAAGCUAAAAAUAAUCUAUCUCUACAGCAACAACCUUACCGGCUCUAUUCCGGUAGAGAUUGGCGAGUUGGUGAGCCUAAGCCAGUUGGACUUGUCCGCCAACUUGCUCACAGGGCCAAUACCCAGCUCGUUCGGCAACCUCACGCAGCUCAUGAGGCUGGAGCUCUUCUUCAACCAGCUCACUGGAACGAUCCCACCGGAGAUUGGCAACAUGACAGCAUUGCAAGUCUUGGAUGUCAACACCAACCUUUUGGAAAGCGAGCUGCCCAACACCAUCACAUCACUCAGGAAUCUCCAGUACCUCAGCCUGUUCGACAACAACUUUGGGGGCAACCUACCCGCUGACCUCGGUAAGGGGCUGAGCUUGAUCGACGUGAGCUUCGCGAAGAACAGCUUCUCCGGAGAACUGCCGCAGAGUCUGUGUGAUGGCCUCAUGGUAGAGAAUUUCAUGGUGAACCAUAACAACUUCAGCGGCUCGCUACCGCUGUGCCUCAAGAACUGCACAUCCCUAUUCUGUUUGAGAUUGGACCAGAACCAAUUCACUGGGGACAUCUCAAAGGUGUUUAGUGUCCAUCCCAUCUUGGACUUCUUGGAUGUUUCGGGGAAUCAGCUGACAGGGAACCUGUCGCAUGAUUGGUCACAAUGCACCAAUCUAACAAUUCUAUCCAUGGACAACAAUCGCCUGUCUGGAAACAUUCCUGCAGCCUUGUGUGGAUUGACCUCUCUCCAGUUACUGGAUCUAUCAAGUAACCACUUCACUGGUGAGCUCCCAAGUUGCUGGCGGGAACUACAAGCAGUGGUAUUUAUGGAUGUAUCCAGCAAUGGGUUCUGGGGUAAAUUACCUAUCUCGACAAGCUUGAGUGACUUCCCUCUCCAAUCACUCCAUCUUGCUAACAAUAGCUUCUCUGGGGAUUUCCCAUCUGUCAUUGAAACCUGUUGCCGUAAGCUCAUCACACUAGAUCUUGGGAACAACAUGUUCUUCGGUGUUAUUCCUGCUUGGAUUGGAAAAAGUGUUCCCCUUCUACGAGUUCUGAGCCUCCCAUCCAACAAUUUUAGUGGUGUCAUUCCAUUCGAGAUAUCCCAGCUUUCUAAUCUGCAAGUACUUGACAUGUCAAACAACAGCUUUACUGGAUUCAUCCCAAGUACAUUCGGCAACUUAUCAUCCAUGAUGGAACAACUCUCGUCUUGGAGAACAACAUCUUCUGAAAAGCAUGAUGUUGUCCAACUGAGACGGAUUUCUAUUUUUUCUAGAAGGACUAUGCCACCUGAUAGCUUGUCGUCAGUGGACGAGUACCGAGAGAGAGUUAACAUUUUCUGGAAGGGUCGUGAGCAAACUUUUCAGAAAACAAUUGAACUAAUGACAGGCAUCGAUUUAUCAAGCAAUCUGCUCGCAGGCGACAUCCCCAACGAGCUAACAUACCUUCAAGGUCUCCGAUUCUUGAACUUGUCAAGAAAUGAUCUGUCGGAUAGUAUUCCACCAAGCAUUGGAAGUUUGGGGCUCCUGGAGUUCCUUGACCUCUCAUGGAACGAACUUUCAGGUCCUAUCCCACCCAGCAUCUCAAAUUUGCCGUACCUCAGUGUGUUAAAUCUCUCCAACAACCGUUUAACAGGCUCCAUUCCGACGGGGAGUCAGCUACAGACACUUGUAGACCCAUCAAUUUACGGCAACAAUCUGGGGCUUUGUGGCUUCCCGUUGAGCGCACAUUGUCUGGGUGAGGGAACUGAUCAAGACCACACGCAGCAACUCGGAAGCGAUGUGGGGUUGUGUUACUCUGUAAUUCUUGGCGUUGUUUUUGGUUUUUGGCUUUGGUUUGGAGCUCUGUUUUUCCUCGAGCCAUGGAGGGUUUCCUUCUCUCGUUUUCUUGAUAAGUUGUGCAGUAAGUAA
Molecule: messenger RNA, 2037 nt
Organism: Triticum turgidum subsp. durum (durum wheat)
Lineage: Eukaryota; Viridiplantae; Streptophyta; Magnoliopsida; Poales; Poaceae
Source: the annotation of a GenBank genome assembly